Molecule: messenger RNA, 1513 nt
Organism: Drosophila serrata
Lineage: Eukaryota; Metazoa; Arthropoda; Insecta; Diptera; Drosophilidae
Source: RefSeq, a predicted model, not a curated record
UUUAAGUCACCACUGCUUUGUGGUUGUCAUAGACCCGUAUUAACUCGAAUAACUCGCAUCGAACAAACAAAACCGAACCUAAACUUCGGCAUUCCACCAGUGGCUCUUUCCAGUUAAAUACAUUUGGUUAAAUUUCAAGACAAUGUCGUUCCGGAAGCGUCAUACUUAUGGCUCGACGGUGCGGAGAACCAUUGUGGAGCGGUCCAACCGACCGAUUGGCUCCGCCACACUGGACUUCACCACAGCCCAGGAGGCGGCCAAGCUUGAGGCAGAAAUGCAGGCGAUGGCCACGGAUGUGAAGGCGGCCCUGUUCCAGGAGUUCUCCUCCAGCGGCGGGAUGAGCGGCUUCUCUAGGCUGCGCGAUCGCGGCAAUCUGAAGGGCGCAGACUACUGGAACGCGGCCAUCAAGGACGUAGAGUGGGCGGCCGCCUGCCGCUUUGAGCCGCGCAUCCCGGAAAUCGACUACUCCCUGGUACUGCCGAAGAAACUGCGGGAGCGGGUGAAACGUAUCCAGAAAUAUGACUACUCCAAAUCUGACGAGGACAUCUACAUUCGGGACGAAAUGCAGCUAGAGCGGCCCGAGGACUACAUGAGUGCCAGCAGCACUGAGAAGAGCGAGGAGGAGGAGGAAGCCCCGCUUCUUGAAAUAGGUCGAAAGAAGGUGGAGGAACAGUUCAACGAGACGGAUCACUCGGAUAUUGUGCGCAUGGAGCACGAGUUCGAGAAAUUUGACCUGAAGCUGGGCGAGCCGGUGGGCCACACCCAUCGCACGGUGGACAACACCAGCUGGUAUGCCAAGUUUCUCUGUGCUCCGCGGGACAAGCGGGUCAGCUGGCAGACACGAGUAGAGCAUGCUGGACAGCAUUACUCUCGGGUGACACUGGACGAGCAGGCUGAGAAUCUCAUGGAUGCGUCGGCAGAACGAUUUGUCGAAUGGCUUAACUCCUUUGGCACUCUGGAGAGCAAUCUUACACCGGAUAAGGUCAAGAAUCUCUUCUCCAUUAAAGGAGAUCGCACGCUGCUGGCAUCUGUGAAAACGGAUCCCAAGGAGGUCAACGCCAUAGCUCAGACUGUUGCCGACAAGUGGAACAAGCCUCAUAUGGCUAUUGAGCUGAAGUAUGAGAAGCACAUCAACGACCAUGCCAGUCGUGUUAAUCAGAAACCCAUACUAAGUGCCUUUGGACGCACAGUGCCAAUGAAGGAUCGGCCCUGGCUGAAGAGAGCGAAUGAUACUGUCAUCAGGACUGUCUAUCCGGAGGAGCUGUUGACCCGCGAGAAGAUCUUCAAGGGCAUCACACAUCUGCGCAGCACGACGGCCUUAGUUGACUUCUAUCUGUCCAAUCCUACCCUGGAACGGCCUCAGUAUCUGCUGCAGAGCGGGGACUUUGAGGAGUCCAGCACCAGUGAAUCUGUGAAUGAGGUGCCACUAUAUGAGCUCCUGGGAUUACGCUAUUAAAUUUCUGUUCCUUGUGGUGUUUACUCUUCAAAUUAAAAUAUGUGUUUCACCCAUGUA